Molecule: messenger RNA, 1935 nt
Organism: Acanthamoeba castellanii str. Neff
Lineage: Eukaryota; Discosea; Longamoebia; Acanthamoebidae
Exons: 15
Coding region: 1-1935 (644 amino acids)
Source: RefSeq, a predicted model, not a curated record
AUGGCGUGGGUCGCUGUCCACCACCUCGGCGACCAGGCGCCUGACGCGGCCGUCAGUCAGGCCGUCUAUGCGCUGGCCCACGACGUGGAAUUCUUGUCCGCCUGGAGCGUGAUCGAAGAGCUGUUGGACCUCGAAAAGGCCUCGCUGUCGGACAUGCACGAAAAGCUGCGGCACGAGGUCAACAUCGGCUCGCGCGUGAGCCUCGAAACCGCCACGGUUCCGUGGCCCAGCCUGAAAUCGUUCGACGAGUUUUUCAUCGGACCACUGAUCAAGCUCAAGUCCGGUCGAGCCAAGCAACUCCUCGUGGCGUGCUUGCUCGACCAACUGGGCCUGAGCUCGAGUGACCGCGCCAUUCAACGCUUGGUCAGCUGUCUGAUGGCGGUGACGCUGCCUUCGGCCUUUGCCGAGGGCACGGUGCGGCAGGAGGUCGAGCGCGACAACCCCGACGCGCUGGGCGUGCUGCGGCGGCUGGCCGACGAGCCACAGUUCGACCACCUGUGGCACUGGAUCGGGAGGCAAGAAGAUACCGAGGAGCAACGCCAGCAGAAGCGGCUGAAGCCAUUUCAGCUGGGUAGGGGACAAUCGAGCGACUUUGAGUGGGACAGCAAGGGGCUGCCGCUCACCACGCGGGCCGACCUGCAGCGGUUCUUCGACGCGCCCCUGCCCGCCCACUGGUCGACCGGCAAAUGGAUGCCCGAUCUGACUGGACUUGAUGACGAGGACUGGAUCGGCCAGCAGGUGAAUGAGGACACGUGUGCCCCGGUCAUCCGAGAUCUGGCGUCGCGAUGCGAGGAUGUCCAGCGUAUGGCCACCAUGCGCUUGGUCCUCCAGUGGCAGGCAAAGCUGGCGAUCAAGUGGGGCGCCAAGCUGAUCGGCUACCAGCGCGUUAUCAACAAGGCACUGCUCAUCGAGCGCCUCCUCAUCGCCUGCGCCGUGGCAAGCCAUACACCGACCACGUUCCGGGUGGCCGGCUUCGAUAGCAAGUGUUUGCCUCCCACCGGCAGUCUCCACGACGAAGUGGGCCAGUACAUGCGCGACUAUCUCGAGCUCUUGCGCGAUGUCGACGAGCCAGAGAGCGUCCGAACGCCAAUUCUCAAUCUCAUCGCCAUGUUCCCGGAGCACUGGUCUGUCACGCUGCCGCAUGUGGCCGCAGUGUUCCACAGCGCGGCGGAGAGCUUGUCUCUGCGGGCCACAGCCCUGUCGACGUUCUCCUUCAUCGCCUGCAGCCACGAGGAGAGAGAGCAAGUGAGGCAGGCGAUCGCUGAGCUGAGCUCCUUCCUGCCACCGCUCCACGGUGUGGUGUCGCUGCGCGAUGUGGCGGCGAGUGCGUUGGCGAGCAGUCAGGUCGGCAAGCACAAUGGCUAUGAUUGGGAGGGACUGCCGGAGGAACUGAGAGGGCUGAUGGAGCGCAAGGCGUGGGCUUGCGCAGAGAACAACGAACCCUAUCGCCACCUUCAGAUGUCUGCAGCCCUGGGCAUGUGCAGGCUCCUCCUGCGUGCGCAUGGCGUUGUGGGCAGUGAUACCGCGGUCAGCGGCAAACAAGCCGCACCGAUUGAGUGGUCGGUCGUGAUGUCUGAGCUGGAGCUGGAGCUGAGCGCCUGGCUGCCGAGCAUCAAGUCCGUCCUGCACGCUGGUCUCGCGGAGGGCUGCAGCGGAGCAGAUCUGGGGCGCACCUACCUGCGUCUGCUCUUCGGCAGAGACGCCCUGGAUGAGCUCGUGGCGUUGCUCCUGGUCGCACUGCGGGAGGGCGGCGAGGAUUUGACCCCGGUGAGAGCGAUGGAGAUGGCGCGAGAGAUCGUCGAGCAGUGCUUCAUGGACCACACGCCUGCGCCGCCAACACCCAUUGGCGUGGUGCAUGGUGUGCGCCCUGUGCCGCUGACCGAGGAGCGUGCGGAGAUCUUGCGCAUCUUUGUGAGGAUGAUGGCACAACGCUGA